This is a messenger RNA of Blepharisma stoltei, 336 nucleotides long. The record is from the annotation of a GenBank genome assembly. NCBI's taxonomy places the organism in Eukaryota, Ciliophora, Heterotrichea, Heterotrichida, Blepharismidae.
AUGGGAGAUUGAAAUUGUAAAUAUGGAAAUCCGUUCUACAUUGAUUUCUGAAAUCUCAGACUGGGGAAUGCUUGAAAAAGAAACGGAUUCAUCCAAAAACGUUUAAAUAUCCAUCAGCUUUGCACUGUUUGAGUAUUAGCAAUCAAACUUAUGAGGAGAGCCAAAGAUUUUAUUAAAACAAUUUAUACCCAGCUGAAAAAUAAAGGUUCUUCAUGAAGUCUUAAAUUUAAAUUUGAUGGCAAAUCAAGCACACCGCAUCGCCUACCAAAAAUUCAAAGUUCAACACUUCCAGCACAUCAAUCAAUCAUAAAGACUAAAUCUGGUGGCAAUUGUUAA